Ailuropoda melanoleuca (giant panda) is the source of this 675-nucleotide messenger RNA. RefSeq names its product zinc finger protein 678-like. The transcript is spliced from 2 exons. The record is from RefSeq and is a predicted model, not a curated record. Bases 1 to 675 code for a protein of 224 amino acids. NCBI's taxonomy places the organism in Eukaryota, Metazoa, Chordata, Mammalia, Carnivora, Ursidae. Gene Ontology annotation, molecular function: DNA-binding transcription activator activity, RNA polymerase II-specific; RNA polymerase II cis-regulatory region sequence-specific DNA binding. Gene Ontology annotation, biological process: regulation of transcription by RNA polymerase II. Gene Ontology annotation, cellular component: nucleus.
AUGUUUAGUCAGUCAUCAAAACUAAAUAUAGAUAUAAAUAAGACAGUCUCUACUGAAGAGAAAUCUUACAAAUGUCAAGAGUGUGGCAAGACCUUUAACUGGCUCUCACACCUUAUACAACAUCACAGAAUUCACACUGGAGAGAAACCUUACAAAUGUAAAGAAUGUGGCAAGGCCUUUAACCAGAGCUCACACCUUAAUCGACAUCACAGAAUUCAUACUGGAGAGAAACCUUACAAAUGUCAAGAGUGUGGCAAGGCCUUUUACUGGCCCUCAGACCUUAUACAACAUCACAGAAUUCAUACUGGAGAGAAGCCUUACAAAUGUAAACAAUGUGGAAAGGCUUUUAACCAGUGCUCACACCUGAACCGACAUCACAGAAUUCAUACUGGAGAGAAACCUUACAAAUGUAAACAAUGUGGAAAAGCCUUUUAUUGGCCCACACGACUUAUACAACAUCAGAGAAUUCAUACUGGAGAGAAACCUUACAAAUGUCAAGAAUGUGGCAAGGCCUUCAACUUUAAGGACUGCUCAUCCCUAAAUGAUUAUAGGCAAAUCCAUACUGGAAAGAAACCUUACAAAUAUAAAGAAUGUGGCUUAGCUUUUAUAUUGUACUCAACGCUUACUGGACAUCAUAGAAUUCAUACUGGAGAGAAACCUUACAGAUGUAAAUAA